This is a messenger RNA of Vitrella brassicaformis, 2839 nucleotides long. Lineage: Eukaryota; Vitrellaceae. The record is from the annotation of a GenBank genome assembly.
GUGAUUUGCCUUCUGAUGGCGUGAUUGACGUCAUUGAGGCGUGCAGAGAGGCGUCGAGGUCAGAUCGAGUGAAGAAAAUGAAGCUGAAGGUGCUUCAUCACGACCCGGCUGCUCAUGAGCGGAAGGCCGGGAAGAUCACCAGGUACUACCGCAACCCCGACCCGCAGCUCCACCCAUUCGAACGGGUAAGACAGAAACAAUGCGAAGAAAGUGCCUGAAAUCGACUGCCGACUCAUUGAUUGUCUUUUGUCUGGCUGUGAUUGAUUCAUUGUUUCUGUGUCAGGCUCGUGAGUACAAUCGUGCGUUGGUGGCCACUAAACUUGACAAGAUGUUCGCCAAGCCUCUGGUGGCCGUGCUGGACGGACACACAGACGCUGUCAAGUGCAUGGCCAGGAGCCACAAACGAGUGGUAUGCAGGAAGACAGGCAUUCACUGUAUGUGCCUGUGUGGAUGUACGCGUGUUUGUCGCUGUUGCCUUGAUUCAUUCAGGCCGAUCUGUUCACUGCGUCGUGUGACGGCGAGCUGCGCUUCUGGAACAUGCCCACACGGACAUGCACCAAGGUGCAAAACAAACGCCCACGCGCAUACACACAGACAGACCGACACACACACGGUCGAUCUGCCGACAUGUGUGUAUCAGGCCAUCUCUGCCCACGAUGGGUUCAUCCGCGGCCUGUGCGUAUCGCCCGACGACCGGCUGCUCUUUACGGGGGGGGAUGACAAGUACGUCCGCACAUCGAGUGGUGUGCUUGCGUGUGGGCGGCCUGGAUGAGUGGACGUCUGUGUGUGUGUAGGUGCAUCAAGACGUGGAAAGUGGAGAAGAAUGAGGGCAUGACCGCCAUGGACUGGGAUGAGGUAUACAGACGAAGGCGGCACACAUAUGGACAGGCGAAUACUGUGUGUGGCUGUGUGUGUGUAGGUGCUUGACGAGGGCAACCUGGUUCGGGGCGAAGAGAUCGACACAUCAAAGCUGGCGAAGGAAGUGCCGGUCAGUCUACAGACACCCACUCACUCUCCUGCGAACACAUGUACGUGUGUAUGUGUGUGUCGGUCAUCGAUCAGGCGUUGAAUGUGUACAUGGCCAAGAGUGCCGUCACGAGCCUCGACCACCACUGGAGCAGACACCUACUCGGUCACCAUCGCAGCCACACACACAACAAAUGCCUACACACACAUCCACUCAUCCCUGUGUGUGUGUGUGCAGUGUCGACAGGCGACACGGUUGACAUAUGGGAUCACCACCGGAGUGCGCCCAUCCAGUCGUUCGAGUGGGGAUGCGACUCAGUCAUAUGCGCAAGAUUCAACCCUGCUGAGGUUAAUGGACAUCCUACGUGUCUACGUGUCAGUGUCAUGCCUCUCGCUUUCUGUGUGUCUGUGUGCAGCCGUGUCUGAUCGCGUCCACUGCAUCUGACAACACAGUCGGCCUCUACGGUGUGGAUGAAUGGAUACACGCACAUGUGUACAUGGUGAUCUGUUUCUCUGCUCUUUCGUUAGAUUUGCGUGGAAGCUCACCGAUAAGGAAAGUGCUCUUGAAGGUAUUUGCCCACGCAGAGGACACAUAAAUCACAUACACACGUGUGUGUGUGGCCCUCUGUGCAUCAGAUGCGGUCCAACGCAGUGAGCUGGAACCCCAUGGAGCCACUCAACUUCACUGUGGUGCGCACACCUGCAGACAGGCACCUGACGUGUGUUGGUCCAUCGGGGUGUGUGUGGAGGAUGCAGGCGAAUGAGGACUGCCAUCUGUACACAUUUGACAUGCGCAAGCUGGACAUAGCCCUCAACCUCCACAGGGACUUCACAAACGCCGUGUACGCAUGGCAUCCACACACACUCAUGUCCAGGCACAACACAAUGUACGUGUGGAUCUCUCUCUCUCUCUCUCUCUUAGGUUGGAUGUGGACUACUCCCCGUCUGGGCGAGAGUUCGUCGCUGCCUCAUACGACAGAACGGUACACCCACUCCGACAUCCCAUCCAUCUCACCUACACACAAUAUCCAUGAAUGCCUGAAUGUGUGUCGUGUUUAUCAGAUUCGCAUCUUCCGUGUGUCCGAGAGCCGCAGCCGUGAGGUCUACCACGCCAAGAGGAUGCAGCGGGUCCUCUGCUGCAGAUUCACUGCCGACACCAGAUACGUCGUAUCAGGUACGUACACAUAAAGACACAUGUGUGCAUCCAUCCAUCCAUGCGUAUGCGUGGGUGUGUGUGCAGGUUCUGAGGACACCAAUGUGAGGGUGUGGAAGGCAGAGGCGUCCAAGCCUCUGGGACCGGUCAGUGAGUGAUCCCACACUGGGUGGGCAAUGAUAUCUCUGUGUGUGCAUUACAUUGUGUGGUGCAGCGGCCGUUUCGCGAGCGUCAGGCGAUGGCCUAUCGCGACGCACUGAAGCGGAAAUUCCAACACCUCAAGGAAAUCAGACGAAUCGCACGGUACAGACACACACACACAGGCGCGCAUCUGCAUCAUGUGUGUGUCGAUUGACUGUGUCUGCUGUAGGCAUCGUCACGUGCCGUCUCUGAUCAAGAAGCACACAGAGAAGAGGAGAAUCAUGGCGCAGGCCAAAAAGAGAAAGGUACGCCACACACAAACAAACCUGCGCACGCACAACCAGUUGUGUCACCAUGUGUGUGUAGGAGGAGAAUUUGCGUCGUCACUCCCGGCCUGGUGCGGUGCCCUUCGAGUCCGUCAGGAGGAAACCCAUCAAGAAACAAAUCGAGUAGUGACCGUACAUGUGCCGUCUCUCUCGUGUGUGUAUGUCGUGUGUACAGACAACAUUUGUGUGUUGCAUGUGGACAUCUGUGGCUUUUGUUGACAUCUCGCCUGAGCGAACACCGUUGUCAAAUGCG